GAAUUUUAAGAAAUAACAUGGCUAUAUGUUAUUAGCUUUUGCAAAAUGACUGAUCACUUUUAUGUCUUCUUUCACUUCUCAGUUUCCCUCUGAGCACCCCUCCCAGACUAUAGGCAAUAGACGGUGGGGACCAUGUCUAGGUUGUUUAGUGAUGUAUUUCAGAGCCUGGCACACAGAGAUCAAUAACACUUCUUUGAAUAAAGGAAUGAAAAUUGUAACUGCAUGACUUUGUGAGUACAUUAUCUCUCCCAAUUUCCAAACUCUUUAGAAUAGAUGAGAGAGAAUAGAACAAUUGUAGCAAUUCGUUUUGAAGUAAAGACAACGCAUGGUGGCGCUGCAGGCUAAGGCUUCGAAAAAGAACCCAUUAGAUGCUCGGCACUACUUACUUCAGACCUCUUUCAGCCGAAGAGAAAAAGCCUGUAAGCAGAGCUCAGACCAGUCAGUCUCUAGAGAAUGUUACUCACCCACCUUUCCGGACAGUUUGUCAACUGAGAGAUCGGUCACUGGGUCAGUGCCAUCAGUCCCCGAGGUGGUUCUCCACCCCGUUCCUGGAAAGGCGCGGGCAGAAGGAGAGAUGGAGGCCAGAGGGGAGUGCUUUCCUAAACAAAGGCAAGUCCUGAUUCUCAUUCUCUUGCUGGGAGUGGCUGGGGCAGGCUGGGAACCCCGUCGCUAUUCUGUGCUGGAGGAAACAGAGAGCGGCUCUUUUGUGGCCAACCUGGCCGAGGACCUAGGGUUGGGAGUGGGGGAGCUAUCUGCGCGGGGAGCCCGGGUGGUCUCUGAGGAUAACGGACCACGCUUGCAGCUGCAGCUGCAGACCGGGGAGUUGAUAUUAAGCGAGAAACUGGACCGGGAGGAGCUGUGCGGCCCCACUGAGCCCUGUGUAAUGCAUUUCCAAGUGUUACUGAAAAAACCUAUGGAAGUAUUUCGAGCUGAGCUACUGGUGAGAGACAUAAACGAUCACUCUCCUGAAUUUUCUGAAAGAGAAAUGAUUCUGAAAAUCCUAGAGACUAGCCCUCCUGGAACUGUGUUUCCUCUGAAAAAGGCUCAGGACUGGGACGUGGGCAACAACAACGUUCAAAGCUACAAUGUUGGUCUCAACUCUUAUUUCCAUGUUUCCACUCGCACCCGGGGGGAUGGCUCCAAAUACCCGGAGCUGGUGCUAGACAAAGAGCUGGAUCGCGAGGAGCAGGCAGAGCUCAGGUUAACCCUGACAGCGCUGGAUGGUGGCUCUCCGCCGCGCUCUGGCACCUCCCUGGUCCGCGUCUUGGUCCUGGACGUCAACGACAACGCCCCCGAGUUUGCGCAGACGCUCUACGAGGUGCAGGUCCCCGAGAACAGCGCGGUAGGCUCUCUAGUCGCCAGGGUCUCGGCUAGGGAUUUAGACGCCGGGACAAAUGGAGAGAUUUCAUACUCUCUAUUUUAUAGUUCUCAGGAGAUAAGCAAAACUUUUGAACUAAGCAGCCUUUCAGGGGAAAUUAGACUAAUUAAAAAACUAGAUUUUGAGACAAUAUCCUCAUAUGAGCUAGAUAUAGAGGCGUCUGAUGGCGGGGGACUUUCUGGAAAAUGUUCUGUCAUUAUUAAGGUGCUGGAUGUCAACGAUAACGCCCCAGAAUUAACCAUUUCAUCACUUACAAGCCCUAUUCCAGAAAAUUCCCCCAAGACAGAGGUGGCUCUGUUUAGGAUUCGAGACCGAGACUCCGGGGAAAACGGAAAAAUGGUUUGCUCAAUUCAGGAUGAUGUUCCCUUUACGCUGAAACCUUCACUUGAGAAUUUCUACUGGCUGGUAACAGAGGGAGCGCUGGACAGAGAGAUUAGAGCCGAGUACAACAUCACCGUCACCGUCACGGACUUGGGGACUCCCAGGCUGAAGACGGAGCACACCAUAACCGUGCAGGUCUCCGACGUCAACGACAACGCCCCCGCCUUCUCCCAACCCUCCUACACGCUGUUCGUCCCCGAGAACAACAGCCCCGCCCUGCACAUCGGCAGCGUCAGCGCCACAGACAGAGACUCGGGCUCCAACGCCCAGGUCACCUACUCGCUGCUGCCGCCCCGCGACCCGCACCUGCCGCUCGCCUCGCUGGUCUCCAUCAACGCGGACAACGGGCAGCUGUUCGCCCUGAGGUCGCUGGACUUCGAGGCCCUGCGGGCGUUCGAGUUCCGCGUGGGCGCCGCAGACCGAGGCUCCCCCGCGCUGCGCAGCGAGGCGCUGGUGCGCGUGGCGGUGCUGGACGACAACGACAACCCGCCCUUCGUGCUGUACCCGCCGCAGAACGGCUCGGCGCCCUGCACCGAGCUGCUGCCCAGGGCGGCAGAGGCCGGCUACCUGGUGAGCAAGGUGGUGGCGGUGGACGGCGACUCGGGCCAGAACGCCUGGCUGUCGUUCCAGCUGCUCAAGGCCACGGAGCCCGGGCUGUUCAGCGUGUGGCCGCACAAUGGCGAGGUGCGCACCGCCAGGCCGCUGGGCGAGCGCGACGCGGCCAGGCACAGGCUGGUGGUGCUGGUGAGGGACAGUGGCGAGCCCGCGCUGUCUGCCAGCGUCACGCUGCACGUGCUGCUGGUGGACGGCUUCUCGCAGCCCUACCUGCCGCCGCCGGAAGCGGCCCCGGCCCAGGCCCAGGCCGACUCGCUCACCGUCUACCUGGUGGUGGCCUUGGCCGCGGUGUCGUCGCUCUUCCUGUUCUCGGUGCUGCUGUUCGUGGCGGUGCGGCUGUGCAGGAGGGACCGGGCGGCCUCGGGGGGUCGCUGCUCGGUGCCUGAGGGCCGCUUUCCGGGCCACCUGGUGGACGUCAGCGGCGCGGGGACCCUGUCCCAGAGCUACCAGUAUGAGGUGUGUCUGACUGGAGACUCUGAGAGUAAUGAGUUCAAAUUUUUGAAGCCUAUCUUCCCCCAUAUUCUGGACCAGGAUUCUAGGAGGAAACCAGAAUUUCCAGAAUAAUUAGGUCAUACAGGUGAAUUGAAUAAGGAUAUGGUGGGAACUACUGCUUUGCAUCCUUUAAGUCUCUGAGAGUGGCACUAAUCUCU
Microcebus murinus (gray mouse lemur) is the source of this 3024-nucleotide messenger RNA. The record is from RefSeq and is a predicted model, not a curated record. Lineage: Eukaryota; Metazoa; Chordata; Mammalia; Primates; Cheirogaleidae.